Messenger RNA from Macadamia integrifolia, 872 nucleotides. Its product is annotated as probable glutathione S-transferase parC. NCBI's taxonomy places the organism in Eukaryota, Viridiplantae, Streptophyta, Magnoliopsida, Proteales, Proteaceae. Gene Ontology annotation, biological process: glutathione metabolic process. The transcript has 2 exons. The record is from RefSeq and is a predicted model, not a curated record. Gene Ontology annotation, cellular component: cytoplasm. The coding region runs from base 94 to 759 and encodes 221 amino acids. Gene Ontology annotation, molecular function: glutathione transferase activity.
AUAACUAAUUGAACACCACUCAAACCAAAAGAGACUUAACCUUCUGAGUUAUAUUUCUCUCGUUUCAAGCAACUCUGCUCAGGUUCAGUAACAAUGGCGGAUGAGGUGAUUCUCUUGGAUUUCUGGCCUAGCCCUUGUGGGAUGAGGGCGAGAAUAGCCUUGGCUGAGAAGGGCAUCAACUACCAAUACAAGGAGGAGGAUCUGCUCGAAGGAAAAAGCCCUCUUUUGCUGCAGAUGAACCCAGUUUAUGGGAAGAUCCCUGUACUGGUUCACAAUGGCAAGCCCAUCUCUGAAUCUCUCAUCAUUGUUCAAUACAUUGACGAGUUUUGGAAGGACAUAUCUCCUUUGUUGCCCUCUGAUCCAUAUCAACGAGCCCAGGCGAGGUUCUGGGCUGAUUACACUGACAAAAUGGUUUAUAGCAGUGUAAAGGGAAUAUACGGAGGAAAGGGAGAAAAACAAGAGAAAGCUAAGAAGGAAUUCAUAGAGGUCUUGAAGGUUUUGGAAGGAGAACUUGGAGACGAGCCUUAUUUUGGUGGUGAGAGUUUUGGGUUUGUGGAUGUCAGCUUUAUCCCUUUCUACUGCUGGUUUUACUGUAUAGAGAAAUUGUGCAGUUUCAGCAUUGAAGCUGAGUGCCCGAAGCUGGUUGCAUGGGCCAAGAGGUGUAUGCAGAAAGAGAGUGUGGCUAAGACCCUUCCUGAUCAACACAAGGUCUGUGAAUUAAUUCUGCAAAUCAGGAAGAGGUUUGUUGAAAAUGAGUGAGAGAGAGAGAGAGAGAGAGACUUAUGUAGAACAAAUGUAUGUGUAGUUGCUAUGUCAUCUUGUGUCGUGUCUUUUAGUUUUGUUGCUUUGAAAUAAAGAGAUUCUUGGCAGUU